AUGGACGAAUUCCAGGCUUGUAUGUUUUCAUCUGACCAAGAAAUGAAAAAGAAAGGCCGUGGGUCUUAUGAGGAAAAAGAGGCAACAAUUGAUGGGGUAAAAAUUAGGGCUGUAAAAUGGUUAGACAAUCGAGGGGUGUCUCUUGCGUCAACUUUUGAGUCUGCUUGCCCUAUCAACACUGUGCAACGCUUUGACUCUAAAGGUCGUGAGCAGAUUGAUGUCACUUGCCCUAAAAUCGUUACAACAUACAAUAAGUUCAUGGGGGGAGUGGACCUUCUAGAUGGACUUAUCAGCUACUACCGAAUUAAUCUAAGAUCUCGGAAGUUUUAUUUGAGGUUUUUCUUCCACUUUGUUGACGUAAGUAUUGUCAAUGGAUGGCUUCUCUUCAGACGAGACUGUCAACAUAAUGGAAUUGCUAAGCAGGGAGUAAUGGAUUUGCUAGCUUUCCGGUGUGAGGUGGCCGAGUCUCUUUGUAACUUAGGAGCUGACCCAAUAAAAAGAGGAAGGCCAUCAACAGACAGGGUAGAGAACGAAUUUUCAAAGAAAAAGAAGAAAGGUCCAUGUGUCAAUAUCCCUAUACCAGAUGUUAGAAAAGAUGGAGUUGGACAUUGGCCAUCUGUUGUCGAAGAUAGGCAGAGAUGCAAGCAUCCCUUCUGCAAGCAGAAAUCAUCCAUUAUGUGUGAAAAGUGUAAAGUUCACCUCUGCCUAAACAAAGGAAAGAACUGUUUUGUGGAUUUCCACUUGUAA
Messenger RNA from Homalodisca vitripennis (glassy-winged sharpshooter), 747 nucleotides. RefSeq names its product piggyBac transposable element-derived protein 4-like. The coding region runs from base 1 to 747 and encodes 248 amino acids. The transcript has a single exon. Lineage: Eukaryota; Metazoa; Arthropoda; Insecta; Hemiptera; Cicadellidae. The record is from RefSeq and is a predicted model, not a curated record.